UCCAUAACUGAAAAAUACCAAAAUUCAUCAAUUAUACGUUGCAUGGCACGUGUCAGCUAUUGAUGUAUGAAUGGUUUAAAAGAGCCAGCACCGCACGGGGAAGACCAAACGAAUUCAAAGGAUCUUCUAAAAGAAGUACAAGACGGUUCUCUACUAUUAUUGUGCGACAGGUUAAAACUCUGUUUGGUUGGCAAAUUAAAAUGAAUCUACUACACGGUUUGUUUUCGGUGCUAUUUAUCGUUGAAUUUUCAGAACUUCAAGGAAAACAUAGCUUUUUCUCGCAAGCUCUUCUCAAGGGUGAAGUGGUUGAAAACAUGUCGCAUGCAAAGUUCAUUGCUGCAAUACAUUCCCCCGCAAAAUAUUUGUAUGCACUCAAAGACAAGUUAAAUGAUGCUAAUAGAGAAAUGCUGACUACAUGUACCGCAUUUAUUAUUUCAAAAACGGAAAUCAUCACGAAUGCUCAUUGUGUGGAUGACGCCCCAUAUGUUUAUCUGGUAGCUGGUACGAAAAAUGUAUCAGAUGCAAACCAGAAAAUUAAAAUCAAAGUCGAAAAAGAGAACAUUGCAUGGCACCCUUAUUAUAGUCAUUUAAUUGUUGGUUCAUUUGAUAUUGCCAAAAUUACGCUGAAAACGCCGUUAGAAUUCAGCGAUACCGUUGGUAGAAUCGAUCUCGUGGAUAAGGAUUACAAAUUGAAUAACCCAUCAGAAUUGGUGACUGCCUAUGGAUAUGGCGUGUUGAGAAAUAUCAGACCAUUGAUAUUGAGGCGUUGCGAUGCGAACUAUAUGUCUGAUGUCGAACGAGCCAGCACAUUUAACAUAAGUCAGACUUUGUACUUUACAACUGGUGAAGCUACGAAUGAUGGCAACAUUAUUACACCUGGCGAUUCGGGUGGACCAGUCGUUUCAAAAACAAAUGGCAAAAUCGUGGGCAUAACUACGAGUAUAAAUGGAACAACAGGUGGCCGCGGAAUGUUCCUUCCAAUUACUCUAUUUCUUGAUUUUAUUCGUGACCCAAAGAGCGUGAAACCAAUUCCACCUCCGCUUACACCUAACGAAGCUAAAUUUAUAGCCGAUAUAUUGGCACCGGGAAAAUUUCUUACUGUUUACAAAAAAAAACAUGCCGAUGCCGACGAAAAUUUUCAACUAAGAUUUAAUGCAAUCAUUUUGUCGGAAACGGAGAUUUUGACCUGUGCGCAUAGUGUGCUCGGCGCCCCAUAUGUCUAUGUAACCGUUAAUAAACUAUCAAUAAAUGCGACAAAACUUAAAGUCACUGAAGACCAGAUAGAAAUUCAUGAUAAAUAUGCAUUGUCGGGAUUCGCAUUUGACGUUGCAAAGAUUACACUUAAAGAACCGUUAGAGUUCAACGAUAACGUCGGCAGCAUCGAUUUGGUGGACAAAGAUUACAAAAUGAAUGACCCGUCCGAAAUGGUCACUGUCUACGGUGAUAUGGUAUUGGAUGGAACAGUGAGAAUGAGGCGUUAUGAUACAAAGUAUUUGAAUGGCACCAAAUGCAAACCGAAAGUGCACCCUUUAUUUGAUGCAAAUCAUUUGAUGUGUUACACUUUGGAUGGAAGCAUGGGAACUCCCUCUGCGUUUGGAGGUCCAAUGAUUUCGAAAAAGAAUAACAAACUCGUGGGCAUGACCAUUAUUGGUUCGCCUGAUCAGCCAGUUAUUUUUCAACCGAUUGCACCGUUGCUUGAUUGGAUCCGGAAGCCAAAUGUAAGAGGUAAUCAAAGAAGAAGAAUAUAGGCUUGAAAAAAGGGGUUUCAGGCGCCUGAAAAAGCUGAAUACCGUCUCUUUUUUUGCCCCCGUCAUUUGAUGUUCAACAA
Messenger RNA from Sitodiplosis mosellana (orange wheat blossom midge), 1828 nucleotides. RefSeq lists its product as uncharacterized. Gene Ontology annotation, molecular function: serine-type endopeptidase activity. NCBI's taxonomy places the organism in Eukaryota, Metazoa, Arthropoda, Insecta, Diptera, Cecidomyiidae. The transcript is spliced from 6 exons. The coding region runs from base 63 to 1748 and encodes 561 amino acids. Gene Ontology annotation, biological process: proteolysis. The record is from RefSeq and is a predicted model, not a curated record.